AUGCUUGAGGCUUUCAUAGAGUUGCAGCAUCUGAGCUGGGUGUUCGCUGCCGGAGCGAUGCAGGCGUAUAAAGGCAGAGCUGGGUCUUCCCCCAGGGCUCAGUCUGGGACAGCCCCGGCAGUUUUUGGCUGCCACAUGGAAGAUCACACCAAGCACGUCCAGCCCAUCCCGCUCCCGGCCAUGCAGCGGAACUUGAACUAUGUGUACCCCCAGAUCUUUUGGGUGGACGGCUGUGCCAACACAAGUACUUCCUGCCCCCCGGCGCCCCCCGGCACUCCUUUCCCACCACCGGUGCCUGACCGGAGGAGAAAGCCAAGGGAUAACAACAGGGAAAGGAGGAGCGUCGGCUUCCUGGUGAUCUCCUUGCUGAUCCUGCUGGCCCUCACUGGAGUGGGGCUGAGCAUGUUUCAGAUUUUCCACCUGGAGAAGCAACUGGCUGAACUUAGAGAGUCCACCAGCACUGAACACAUCCCUCCAGCUUUGGAGAAACUCAUAGGGCAGAAGGAGCAGUCAAUGAAAAAGGAAGCGAGGAAGGCGGCGCACUUAACAGGGAACCCUGCCCAGCAGGACCUCCCUUUGGAGUGGGAACCCAUCUCCGGCCAUGCCUUCACCAAUGGCAUCCAGUACCGCGAUCAAGGCCUGGUCAUCAAUGAGACUGGCCUGUACUUCGUGUACUCCAAUGUGCUCUUCCGUGGCAGCGUCUGCAGCAGCCAGGUGUUGACGCAUAUCGUCUACAAGAAAAACCCCACCUCACCGGGGAGCUACGUGCUGAUGGAGGACAAAUGCAUCAACUACUGUACGAGUCAGAAAACGUGGGCCCGGAAAAGCUACCUGGGGGCUUUAUUCCAGCUCAGGAAGAUGGACAGUUUGCAUGUCAACGUCUCCAAAAUUGCUCUGGUUAAUUUUGAGGAAUCCAAGACCUUCUUUGGCUUAUUUAAGCUUUAAAUGGAGCUGCUUAGAAUGUGGCCAGCAGCCCUGCACACACACACUAUGUGUACGUGAAGGGUGAGAGCUGCCUAAGUGGCAGUGGCCAAGCCAGGGUCUUGUACCAUGAAGCCCACCAAGAAACCAUGUUUUGGCCUUCAGCGAGAGAGGGCUCAAGCAACUGGUAAAGGCUUCAAAGCGGACCUCUGGGAAGCACCAGGGCUGUUCUGCAUCAACCUGAAGAGAACGGCACAAUUUCCCCCUCCAAAAAAACCCAACAAACUCAAAACGUAGUGUGCCGAAGAUCCCAUUGAAACUCACUACUUGCUACCUGAGAAGACGCUGGUGCCAGGGGCAUGGUGUCACAGCCCUGGUGAGCUUGGGCCAGCAGGUGUGCGGGGACAGCUGGCAGGUGUGGAGGAGGCUCCUCGAGCCAGGCCUGCGGGUGUCUGAGCCGUGCCACGCCAUGCCACAGGCAGUGAUGUGCGAACAAGAAGCAAGGAGACCUCAGCUACCCGCCCCAAGCCAUGGCCAGGCACAUGCCUGGGCACAGGCACUGGCCCACGAGCUGGUGAUAUGUUUAUUUUGCGUUAAGUUAUCAACUGUUCCCAUCCCUGAAAAUGUCCCCCAGUCCCUUUAUUUAACUCAUCCUGACUGCCUUGCAAGGAAUAUGCCAGAAGCAGCAAUGCCCUGAAAAGGGGGUCCUGACCCUGGAGAGAAACCACGACCGUGCCGUGGUUGUGGGGUUGGUGGGAAGGCCACGUGUUCUGCUGACAGGACCUGAACAACAAGGCGAUGGAGGAAGUGGGGCCUGAGAUGAAAGCAGCGUCUCCAAUUCCCUUCCUGCCCUUUUGACACAUCAAGGUCCCCCAUGGAGACCUGGUCCUCCCACUCCCUGCAUGGUGCAGGCGGGCGUGUGCUGGCCACCAUCAACGAUAUGGCUUCAGCUGCCCCCGUUGUCAUGGGAUAUUUUAUGAGCAAAACACAGAUGGUAAA
Molecule: messenger RNA, 1920 nt
Organism: Chroicocephalus ridibundus (black-headed gull)
Lineage: Eukaryota; Metazoa; Chordata; Aves; Charadriiformes; Laridae
Gene: FASLG
Product: Fas ligand
Exons: 4
Coding region: 1-945 (314 amino acids)
Biological process (GO): positive regulation of canonical NF-kappaB signal transduction; immune response; extrinsic apoptotic signaling pathway via death domain receptors
Cellular component (GO): membrane
Molecular function (GO): tumor necrosis factor receptor binding
Source: RefSeq, a predicted model, not a curated record